AUGGCAUGUAAUUCUCCACUUUGUGGCAUAUGCGAUUCCAAACAAAAGUGUGUACCAUCAACAGCAUGGUGUUUUGAAUGUAAUGCAGGACUCUGUGGGGAAUGUAAGGAACUUCAUAUCCUGAAUAAAGCAUCGAAAAGUCAUGGUAUUAUUCCUGUAAACGAAUUUCAAAAGUUACCUGUAAGUGUCCUCCAACAUGAAGAAACCUGCAAAUCACAUGGUGAUCGAUACCAAGCUUUCUGUGAUAAACACGAGUGUUCUUGUUGUUCAAAGUGUCUCAUAGAAGACCAUAAGAACUGCAAAGAUCUCACAGACAUAAAAGAUGUCGUCUGCAUGAUAAAGUCGUCCAACAUGAUGUUAGAAAUCGAAAAUUCAAUGCGGGAAGUUACUGCUGAUUUAAAAAGAAUUCAAAAGAAUCGCGCAGGAAAUCUAUCGUCUUUAAAACUACAAAGACAGGCGAUUAAAAAAGAAAUUCAGAAAGCUAGGCAUGUAGUGAAUAACCACUUCGAUCGUCUUGAAAGAACAUUUAUUGAAAGAACUCCAUAUAAUCGAAAAUAA
Molecule: messenger RNA, 558 nt
Organism: Mytilus trossulus (common blue mussel)
Lineage: Eukaryota; Metazoa; Mollusca; Bivalvia; Mytilida; Mytilidae
Exons: 1
Coding region: 1-558 (185 amino acids)
Molecular function (GO): zinc ion binding
Source: RefSeq, a predicted model, not a curated record